Penicillium macrosclerotiorum is the source of this 1389-nucleotide messenger RNA. RefSeq lists its product as uncharacterized. The record is from RefSeq and is a predicted model, not a curated record. The transcript has a single exon. Gene Ontology annotation, molecular function: protein binding. NCBI's taxonomy places the organism in Eukaryota, Fungi, Ascomycota, Eurotiomycetes, Eurotiales, Aspergillaceae. The coding region runs from base 1 to 1389 and encodes 462 amino acids.
AUGGACGAAACCUCGGCAUCAGCACGGUCGCUACGGCACAAAAUCCAGAGUCUUGGGGAGACAUACACAACCCGAGAAUGGAGUGAAGAUGCCUCAAGAUUGCAAAAAAUAGCGUCCUCAAUUCAAACUGUGCCGGCUACAACAGAUGCUCAGUUCAACUCGACCUCUGAUGCGCUUGACAAGCUUGACAUGUUGGUUAGAGCCCACCUCAACCAUGGAAAGUGGGACGCCGCCGCCGAGUUGGCGUCUGUAGUGCUGGAAUAUCGCGAUUCCCUCCGAGGCAAAGAGGAUCCAAAGACUAUGAGUACAAUGAGCAGUCUAGCCUCGGCAUUUUGGGGAUUAGGUCAAUUCAAGGAAGCCGCCCAACUGGGCCUACAGGUAACGAACCUCCGAAAGAGAAUUCUAGGCGAAACAGACCCCCAGACCUUGAUUUCAAUGUCAAACCUUGCAUCUGCAUAUCGAGGUCAAGGCCGCUUGGAAGAUGCACGGGCACUUGACGCCCAACUUGUGGACUUGAAAUCAAAGACUCUUGGGGCGGAACACCGCUCCACGCUCAUCUCCAUGACAAAUCUGGCCACUUCCUAUGCGGAGCAGGGCAGAUAUCAGGAAGCAGAAGAAAUAAAUCGAAAAUUAGUGGAACGGGGAGAAAGGGUGCUAGAUGCAACGGAUCCUUCAAUGUUGACAAUCAAAUCAAAUCUGGCGUCCACAUACCGAGAUGAGGGCCGCUUUUCGCUUGCAGAAAAGUUGGAUCAAGAGGUUCUUAGAGCAAGACGGAAAUCCUUGGGGUCGCAACAUCCGUUGACUCUAGCUUCAAUAGCCAACUUGGCGUCAACAUAUCGUGGUCAGAAUAAAUGGACGGAAGCGGAGCGCCUGGAUCGAGAAGUAGUCGCAACAAGCGAGGCGACCUUGGGCCUCAAGCACCCACAGACGUUAAUGUCCCUGAGCAAUCUUGCUUCUUCCUGUCGUGGUCUUGGGCGCUUGGCAGAAGCGCAGGAUCUUGGGGAGAGGUCAUCAUUUGCCAUGAGGGAGGUAUUGGGGGAUGGCCACCCUCAUACUUUGACAGCACUAGCCGACCUCGCAGUAACCUAUCGAAUUCGUGGGAAAAUUAAUGAUGCUGCAACAUUGACUGCACAGGUGGCGGAGCUGAUGAACAAGUCAUUGGGCGAGGAGCAUCCUCAUACCCUGAGUGUCGUAUCCAAUCUCGGGUUCAUCUAUCAAUCCCAAGGGAAUUGGGAUCGAGCGGGCGAUGUUGCUGAAAGUGUUUACUCGCAGCGACGGAAGUUAUUGGGUCGCGAUCAUCCCGAUACCGUUGCGGCUCUUGAAGACGUGAGGCGAGUCGCACAGGUCGAGGCGGCAGAUCGGAACGCCACAAUAACGAUGUCAAAAUAG